Molecule: messenger RNA, 4677 nt
Organism: Saccostrea cuccullata (small rock oyster)
Lineage: Eukaryota; Metazoa; Mollusca; Bivalvia; Ostreida; Ostreidae
Exons: 6
Coding region: 1-4677 (1558 amino acids)
Molecular function (GO): protein binding
Source: RefSeq, a predicted model, not a curated record
AUGGCCUCCCCUUACGCGUCCACAGAGGAGACGACAAAUGCCUGUAGAGCCUGUCGACUUCUCUUGGGUCCAUGUACAGAUGAGUUACGUGAUGUUUUACUUCACCAUGUACCUCUACCGACAUUUCCACACGUCAUCAAACAAAAGAGGAGUAAUCUUCCCCGUCUGACGGCUCCACAGAUGAAUCUUAUUUUACCGAAAGGUAGUAGUUAUACAGGAAACUAUCAUGAUAUGGACAUUUCCUUAUUAUACACACUACUUAGAAACAUUUGUGGUAUACCACCACACAGCAAUGGCUGGGGAUUUGAUCCAGACCCUACAGAUCUCUCUCUCUCUGCCAACAUUGAGAGAAUCCGUAUUGGCAGAAAUAAGUGUGUACAUUCUUCUAGUCCCGUCCUUUCCAACGCUGAUUUCAACACAAUCUGGUCCACUGUCAGAUCAGCAGUUGUGGACCUUGAUUCUUUCCUUAGCAAUGGGAACAAGUUUAAAAGAGAGGUGGAUUUUUUGAGACAUGAGACAAUGAACCCUGUCCGUGACCGCCAUUACAUAGAAGAACUGAGGAAACAGGCUGAGGAAGAUGCAGAAACUAGAAAAAUGGUCCAACGCUUGAAACGAAAAUUGGAAGAGAAUGAAACUGAGAGAAAUGAGAAUCACAAUAAAAUACUGAAAAUUUUUGAUGAAAUAAGAAAACCAAAGUCUGUAAUCCCUCAAAAUGUCAAAGAUGUUUUUGAAAAAGAUGUCAUACGAUGGAAAGAGGAGGAUGUGGUUUACAGUGAAAGCCACGGUUUCCCUGCAAUGUUGGAUCAAGUCAGAAGUCAAUCUUACAUGACAUUUGUUGGUGUCCCAGGAUCUGGAAAAUCGGCAACGAUUCAUCACAUAGCCCUGAUACUCCAGAAGGAAGAGUACGAGGUCGUACCCAUUAUAGACAUCAGGAAGAUUGAAGAUUAUUCUGACUCUCGUCAUCCACAGGUUUUUGUCAUUGAUGAUGUGGUAGGUGUUUUAGGUCUGCAAAAACAAAAGUUAGAGCCAUUGAUAGAUUAUGAAAAAAGAAUUUCAGAUCCGUCCAAUAGAAAUACAAAGGUAUUAAUGUCAUGUAGGGAAGCCGUGUUUAAUGAAUGUUACAAAUCAUUUUUCGUAAAUGAGGCAAACACAAUUAAGAUGCAUAGUCCCGAAAAUGCAUUGAAUGAUAAAGACAAAAAAGCGAUUCUUCAGAAACAUGGCUUGGAUAAAGAUUUGUUGUCCCCAACAUUACUUGGAAAAACAUUAGAUAUGUUUCCUCUAUUAUGUAAACUAUACUCAAAAGAGGAGAAAUUUAAGAGCAAUGUUGAAAGGUUCUUUACCUGUCCAGCAGAAUCAUUGGCAGCUAUGGAGGGUACAUACACAAAACUCUGUGGUACUGAGUACACCAUUAUUCAUGACUCUGUCUUUGAAAUCCUUGCGUAUCAUUAUGGAUGUCAGUUUCCAGAUCUUUUGUUGCAAUAUAUUAGCAGUAGUUACAUUGCUAAUAACGUGAAAGUACAAGAAUGUAAAGAAAAGUUGGAGGUUGAAUAUAAGCAAGAUGACAAUGAAGAAUUUAGUGCUGAGGAGCAGGAAACAUUAAGUAGUGAAACAAUCCAGGACUCAUUAGAACUCUUCAUAUGGUUAAGAGAGGAUCAGUACCCAAUGUUAGCAGAGCGUUUGUACAGGGAUAUAGAAAAUAUGGAGCUGUAUGAUGUUUUUAUGAAUAAGGUUCUGAAACAUCCUAAGGUUUGUAAGGCUUUCAUUAAGGUGUUAAAGACCAAGUCUUACACAGAGUUAGAGUCUUUAUUUCUGUCUGUACAGAAAGACGUGUCUAAGGUUGUGAGUAAAGGAGAGCGUGUGAGGGAGGAGAGGAACAGGGAAUGGUACAGACAAGAAGUGCUGGUGAAUGAGAAUAUUGUUACAAGAAAAUACAGCGUCAGGGUUAUUAGUUGGGUGGUUUAUUACGGACACAGUUCGAUCCUACGAUAUAUUUUUGAUAAAACAAAGCUGCUCGAAAAGACGCAGUCUGGACUCUUUUUGAAUUCUUUUAAUUCGGAUUUUAUUAAUCCACCAAAAGAAGGGAAUAAGAAUAAUGCAUUGAAUUAUCAAAUAGAAAAUACAUGGUCAUUCAGAAACCUGGACAUUGAUGGAUCCAUAUCUGAACAUCAGCGCUUACUUUUUCUGAGUUGUUAUAAUGGAGAUUUAAAAACCGUGAGAAUAUUUAUUGAAUAUAUGAAAAUAAACACAAUUUAUAAGACCUUUCCAGAUAUAGAGUUCAAAUACAUGUUAGGUGACAGAGUACUUACAGGAGCGUGUGAGGGUGGACAUCUGAAUGUAGUGCAGGAGCUGAUAAAGGAAGGGGCUGAAGUUACUCCACAACAUAUGUGUUAUACACCACUGACAGCAGCAUGUAAUGGUGGACAUAAGAGUGUAGUGAAGGAGCUUAUAGAAGCCGGAGCUGAUGUCAAUCAACAAGGUGCCUUUUAUACACCAUUGACGGCAGCAUGUAAUGGUGGAUAUAUAAGUAUAGUGAAGGAGUUGCUGGUGGCAGGGGCUGAUGUCAACCUACCGGACGGUUAUUAUACGCCACUAACAGCAGCAUGUAAAAAGGAAUGUAUAACUUUAGUGGAGGAGUUGAUAGGUGCAGGGGCUGAAGUCAAUCCAAAAGAUGUUUUUCAUUCAGCACAAGGUAAUUUUGAUACACCACUGACAGCAGCAUGUAAAAAGGGAUGUAUAACUUUAGUGAAGGUGUUGCUGGGGGCAGGGGCUGAUGUAAACCACCAAAGUGCUGAUGUUACACCACUGAUAGUAGCAUGUAAAUAUGGAUUUAUAAAUAUAGUGAAGGAGUUGCUCAGGGCAGGGGCUGAUGCCAACCUUCAAGGUGUAAAUGAUACACCACUGAUAGCAGCAUGUAAGGGUGGAUAUAUAAGUAUAGUGAAGGAGCUGCUCAAAGCAGGGGCAGAUUUUAAUCUACAAGCUGAGUAUCUUACACCACUAAUGGGUGCAUGUGAGGGUGGACAUCUAAAUGUAGUAAGAGUGCUGCUAGAGGCAGGGGCUGAUGUUAAUUUACAAGGUAAAUAUCAUACACAACUGACAGCUGACACUGGGCAUAAAAAUUCAGAUAAGGCAUUUAUAGAGGCACGGGUUUUUAACAAUCCAAAGGGUAAAAUAGCUACACCGCUAACAGUUGCAAUCAAUGGUGGAUAUGCCAGUGUAGUAAAGGAGCUAUUAAUGUCAGGAGCUGAUGUUAAUCCACAAGGUAAGUUUCUUUCACCACUGACAGCAGCAUGUAGAGGUGGGUAUAAGAGUCUUGAGAAGGAACUGCUAGAUGCAGGGGCUGAUGUUAAUCCACAAGGUACGUAUGAUACACCACUGACAGCAGCAUGCAAAACAGGACAUACGAGUAUUGUAAAGGAUCUGCUAAAUGCGGGAGCUAUUGUCAAUACACAAGGUCAAUAUGAUACACCACUAAUAGCAGCAUGUAGAUGUGGACAUAUAAAUGCAGUUGAAGAGCUGAUUAAUGCAGGGGCUGUUGUUAAUCAAGGAAAUAUACUUGAUACACCACUGACAGCAGCAUGUGAGAGUGGACAUACGAGUAUUGUAAUGAAUCUGCUAGAGGCGGGAGCUAUUGUAAAUCUGCAAAGUCAGUAUUACACACCACUGACAGCAGCAUGUGGAGGUGGACAUAAAGAGGUAGUAGAAGAGCUGCUACUCGAAGGAGCUGAUGUCAAUUCACAGGGUAGAUGUCGUAAGUUACAGCAAGAAAUACAUAAGAAGGUAGGGAAGGAGUUCGAAGACGCAUUUGUUGAGUUUUAUACACCACUGACAGUGGCAUGUAUUGGUGGAUUUUUGAAUGUAGUAAAAACACUGCUUGAGGCAAGGGCUGAUGUUAAUUCCCAGAACGAAUAUUUCAUACCUUUGACAGUUGCAUGUAGAGGUGGAUAUAUGAGUAUAGUGGAUGAACUGCUAAAGGCAGGGGCGGAUGUUAAUCUAAAAGAUAAAUGUGAUACACCACUCAUAGCGGCUUGUUAUGGUGGACAUAUGAGUAUUGUGGUGGAGCUGUUGAAGGCAGGGGCUAGUGUUAAUCUACAAGGAGAGUUUAAUACACCACUGACAGCAGCUUGUAAUAAGGGUCAUACAAGUAUUGUGAUAGAGUUGCUGAAGGCCGGAGCUGAUAUCAAUCUACAAGAUAUAAGACACAGUGACGUGAUGACUGAUAGUAAGGAUGAUGUGGUGGUGACACGGAGACGGGUAUGGCGUAUGAGGAGAGGGGGAGAUUUAUAUAAUGUAUUCCUAUUAGAUGAUUGUAAGGUUUUAAAGCAUCUUGUGAGUGUGGGUCUAGAUGUCAAUCAUUGGAUACAGCUGUAUUUUGAUAAUUAUGAAUCUGAAGGAAGCCCUCUGCUGUUUACUCUGAUUGACGAGAGCUAUGCUUUGAUGCUUACAGACAGGUUAUUGGAUAAGGUGAGGUUUCUCCUGGAGGCGGGGGUGGAUGUCAAUGUCAGAGUGAGGUACAGAGAGUACAAUUCUGUGUUAGAAAGAGAGGGGGUGUCUGUUCUAGAGAGGAUUAAACGACUGGUGAGUGAGUUAAGUAAGUUUAAGUCGGAUAGAAAUGCAUUUCUUUACUACAAAAACGUGCUUAAUGUGACGAAGAAACACAUGAGGCGAUACUCUGUGUGA